Messenger RNA from Bombina bombina (fire-bellied toad), 4560 nucleotides. It is a transcript of the gene RHOQ, whose product is annotated as ras homolog family member Q. Lineage: Eukaryota; Metazoa; Chordata; Amphibia; Anura; Bombinatoridae. Gene Ontology annotation, molecular function: GTPase activity; GTP binding. Gene Ontology annotation, biological process: small GTPase-mediated signal transduction; cortical actin cytoskeleton organization. The transcript is spliced from 5 exons. Bases 319 to 936 code for a protein of 205 amino acids. The record is from RefSeq and is a predicted model, not a curated record.
CUGCAAAGCCGGAAAGUGCUGUGCCCUUAUAAGUUGGGGGAGGGGGUAACAAAAACUCUUUUUUCCAUUAAUAUUAUUUAAUAAGGAGUCGUCAGUUUAAUCCAGAAGAAUCAGUAGUAGUCUCCUACCCUGAGGCUGUGCUUCUGCUGUAAAGUUCCUGUUUCCAGUCUUAUGAUAUAGUGUGUCAUCUGCUGUUCUGGAGGAGAGAAGCUUCAGACACUUUGGGGGACCAUGCCAUGUGUGCUCGGUCUGUCUGACCUGCUGUGUAUAGAGGCACCAGCAGGGAGUGCUUCCUAGGAUGAUGACCUGCUGGCUAUCAUGGCGAAUGGGACUGGCAGUACUAUGCUAAAGUGUGUGGUGGUCGGGGAUGGUGCAGUGGGCAAAACUUGCUUGUUGAUGAGCUAUGCCAAUGAUGCAUUUCCAGAGGAGUAUGUACCUACUGUGUUUGAUCACUAUGCAGUCAGUGUUACAGUUGGGGGAAGGCAAUACCUCCUUGGACUCUAUGACACUGCUGGGCAAGAAGAUUAUGACCGUUUAAGACCGUUGUCCUAUCCCAUGACUGAUGUGUUUUUGAUUUGCUUCUCUGUGGUAAAUCCGGCUUCGUUUCAGAAUGUGAAAGAAGAAUGGGUCCCUGAACUAAAGGAAUAUGCACCAAAUGUACCGUUUUUAUUAGUAGGGACACAGAUUGACCUCAGAGAUGAUCCCAAAACCCUUGCAAAACUAAAUGAUGUGAAAGAAAAACCUAUAUCUAUGGAACAAGGGCAGAAGUUGGCAAAAGAGAUUGGAGCAUGCUGCUACGUAGAGUGUUCUGCUUUAACACAAAAAGGACUGAAAGCAGUUUUUGACGAAUCUAUUAUAGCAAUUCUAACUCCAAAGAAAACCACCAUGAAAAAGAGACUAGGAUCAAGGUGUAUUAACUGUUGUCUGAUCACGUGAGCCUGCUCUACUGUGAGAACACAUGGUACACGGUCUGUUACAAACCAAACUUUGUACCACAGCUGCAAAAUCAUUUUAUUGACCGACUUUCCAGACUUCCAAGAGAAAAUGCAUCAAAAAGGGGAGAGCGUUUGGUACAAGUCUUUUGAAGGGACGGUACAGUUUCUCAGGGUUAUAAUUUAUACAAGCUAGUGCCACAAAAUAACAGUAUUUGGAACAGCUUUGGCAAACCAUCUGGACUUGGGAAUUAUCGCUUCAACAGGAUUUCUAUAUUUGUCUGCUUAGAACGCACUAAAUUCCAUUUACUUUAGGGAAUCUGCACAUAAAGAAAAGACAUGGCUCUUGUUAUCGGCUUUUGUAGGUCAGUCGCUUCCUGUUCCAGUAAAUCCACGUGGGAGCAAUAAGAAGACCAGCCACAUACCCUAAAGUAGCACCUAGAGAGCAUGAAAUUGGCCAUACCUAAAGACAAACAAACAUAAGUUAGACAUGAUUAGCACAAGAAUUAAAGGGACAUGAAAUUCUAAAAUCUUUUAUUAUGCAUAUGAAAGAGCACUAUUUAAAUACAAUAAAUACAUAGUUUUUUUUUUGGGGUGGGAAUAUUGAGCGGAUUGAAUUAGUACAGGAAGUGCACAUUUGAGCACAUCCUGCUACAACUCUGAUAAAUUCCACAUUUUAAUUGGUGGCCAGUGACAAACAAAGUGCAACAAAGAAAAACAAAAUAAUGUCCCUUUAAAUGCAAUUUGAAUUCCUUCCUGAAUAACAGAAUAAUGGUUAUGCACUCAAUUAGAAAGCUCACUAAUGUAGUUAUCUGUAGCAAAAUAUAAGAUGCUUUUAGCAGAAGAAAUUUUAGAGCAGAUCUUAAGGGUACUUUUUAUACUGUGGGUUUUUUACAGGAGGAGGGUUUAACAGUGCCAAAGACCGGGUUUUGUUAGCAUAACAGUCUCUGCAGAAUUGUGUGAUAGUUUGCACACUUUUAUUCAUUAAAUAUACUAUUGUUAGAGAAAAUGUAUUGGUGUAUUGUAAACAGCACAAUUCCUCUAAAAAUGACCUCUACUAUCAGCUCAAAAUUUACAAAAAUAUUCCAUAUUGUUUGCCUUUUCUCCCAUAAAUCAUUCAGAUGAUUUAUUAAUGUAUUGAUGCAGUUAAAGGGACAGUAAAUGUUUUUAAAAAUUGCAUAAACAAAAACAUAAAAGAAAAAUAUUUAAAACAACCAUUUAACCUUUAUUUUAGCUACAAAAUUUCCUUUCAACUCCUGGUACCGGUCACACAACCCCCAUGUACAACUUCCAAACCCCCCCUUGAUUUUUUUUUUUUUUAAUGAACCACGAACAGUUCUGCCAAUUGUAAAGCAACAUAUUGUUGCAACUAUCCUACUCAGCAGUGUACUCACAGUGCGCAUGCAAAUAUACAGCAACACCUGCACGGUAGCUUCCCUCAGACUGAGAAACUGGUUGUUGGUACUAUUUUUUUUUUUUUUUUUAAAGACUGCUUAUAGGGAGGCAGCCAGGAGCUGAGCGGCACUUUUGUUAGUUUAAAAAUAAAAUAAUCUUUAUUGUCCCUUUUUAUCAUUGGUUUGUUUUUUAAAUACCAAUAAACAAGAAGAAAAUAAGUGAUUUAAACCAGCAAUCUGGUUGAAAUCUGUAGAUAAAAUACCAAAUACUGGUUUUAAUACUAACUGUAUCCGUACUAGCAGCUGGAUAGUAAUCUUUUAAUGUAUAUUCAUUUUUCUUGAUAUUAUUAUUAUUUUGUAUUAUUAACUAAAGGACUGACAUUACCAAAGGUACUACAGACUAAAUUAUACAUGCACAACCUAUAAAUACAAGACUUGAAAAAUUCCAUGACUUCAGUGGUCAGGCUUCACAAAUGCACUCUCCAUAUGUAAGCAGUAUGUUAAAAUAUACUGUAGAAAAUAAAUAUUGGAGAUUUUUAAUAAUUUGUUACAGCCCAAAUUAAACAUGGGAUGACACCACUGAGGAAUGAAUGGAAUGUGCUGUGAUAGUGCUCCAUAUUUUUAUAUUUAGAUAUUUUUUUCUUAAACUGGUUCUUGUGGCUUUUUUGUAUAGCUACAUUUUAUAAGUAGUUGCAUGCUAGUUAUAUUCACCCUACAAAAAAAAGAAAAUAAAGUGUUAAGGUAUUUUCUAUUGUGUGAAUGAUUAAAAGGCAUUGCAUUUGUACUAUUGCUGUUUCAAAUUAAAUGGUUUAAGAACAUGAUUUAACAAACUAUUUCUGAUUGAGAGCUGCAAUGCCAGCAGAUUUUAAGCAGGAUAUUACCUGUGUUAACUCCUUUGCAGGGCUUAAAGGGACGGUAAAUGUUAAUUAAAAAUAAAAUAAAAAAAAGUUAAAAGAAAUAGUCUAGUCAAAAUUAAAUUUUCAUGAUUCAGACAGAGCAGGCAAUUUUAAGUAACUUUCUAAUUUACUCCUAUUUUUCUUCGUUCUCUUGGUAUCUUUAUUUGAAUGUAAGCUUAAAAGCCGGCCCAUUUUUGGUUCAGCACCUGGGUAGCGCUUGCUGAUUGGUAGCUACAUUUAUACACCAAUCAGAAAGUUCUAUUCAGGUUCUAAACCAAAAAUGGGCCGGCUACUAUGCUUACAUUUUUGCUUUUUCAAAUAAAGAUACCAAGAGAACGAAGAAAAAUUGAUAAAAGUAGAAAGUUGCUUAAAAUUGCAUGCUCUAUCUAAAUCAUGAAAGUUUAAUUUUGACUAGACUAUUCCUUUAAGCAUUACAUUUACUUAAAACAGUAUAUCCUUUUAAUCCCCACCUCCUUUGUACAUGCAUUUUUUUUUAAAGGUAAAAUAUAACCGGACACGACAAAGUUGCAAUAUAACAGCCUGCAGAAGCGGUUACACAGCAUAUAUUUUUCUUUUCUUUCUUUUUCUGAAGCUUGUGAUCAGAAGCACAGCCAAUCACAAGUGAACCAUCCUCCCUAUUGGAUUUAACUGAUGCAAGCUCCUUCCUUGAGUCUAAACUAGGUUGCACAUGCGUCACACACUCAGGUAAAGAUCAGGAGCACUUCCCUGAUAACAAGCUUCAGAAAAAAAUCUGCAUGCUGUGUGCUGCACACCUUUAGAAAAAUAUGUGCAGAGAGGUGAGGAUUGCAAGAAUAUACUGUGGCAAGUAAAUGUAAUGCAGACUUAAACUGAAUGUUUACUCUCCCUAUAAAUACAUAGUAAGUUCAAGUUAGUAAUACAAAAACUACUCUAACGAAUAAGAGCAUGUCAUUUUUGUAUUAGAAUACUACUGCAUAACUGGUGAAAAGGAGCAUAAAAUGUAUUGUAGCUGCUAUACCAGACUAGUGGUGAACCUGGGAGAAGUGUAUUAUAUAUAAUGGUGUGCAGGCUGUGGCUAAGAUUACUGAAACUAACAAUGCUUUAAUAUAGUAUAGUGUUUUAGAUGGGUUUUUUUUAGUUUUGUAGAAAUGUUAUCUCUAAAGGGGAGCACAGAAAAACCUUAUUGCAAGUCUGCACAACUCUCUCACGCCAAUGUGCCUCAGCUUUUUCUUUGGAUCAAACUAUCUCCGUUGCUAGGAGAGUGUUCUUCUGUCAUGCCUAAUAAACUUGUGUUUUUUCUUUUUGUCUCCUAUAAGCUGUAUACAUUUCUAAAUAAAGAAACCAUCUUAAUCUGCAAAA